Toxoplasma gondii ME49 is the source of this 2823-nucleotide messenger RNA. RefSeq lists its product as hypothetical. Bases 387 to 2654 code for a protein of 755 amino acids. NCBI's taxonomy places the organism in Eukaryota, Apicomplexa, Conoidasida, Eucoccidiorida, Sarcocystidae. The transcript has a single exon. The record is from RefSeq and is a predicted model, not a curated record.
CGCAGGUCUAGGAACGGCGCAAGAGAUUUCAUCACCUCAAACGUGGUACGUACAGGCAGAGUUCCGUCAAGUGGCCACCUGAAAUAUGUGGUGAGACAUCGUGUUUAUCAAAGAAUUUCACUUGUUUAUUUGUUUCGGCUUGUUUGUGGGGUACGGCUGGGCGUCCCUCCAUCCUGUUGGUGGUUACGUUGCAUUUGGAACCUUUCAGCUUCAGUUGCCAAGUGUAACAGAAAAACAAAUCAUAGACAGCCCAUCCCCGCUGUGUUCAAUUGCUCUGGCCUUAACAAAAGGCUCUUAUCUCGUCGUUUUCUCUGACAGUUAGCGCGAGCUUUGAAAUUACGAUGUAGGCGCAAAUCCGGCAAUGUAGGCUCCAUUUGUGACAUUGCAUGCCCUCCCUCUUACUCGUAAGUCAUCUUUUGCAACAGUACGAAGCUGAGGUGAUGCCACCAAGUAGAAAGUUCCUUUUCAUGAGCUUAGCUGCAUCUGUUUUCCCGUUUAGGGACAGUCCUCUAAGCUCUCGUGAGCGGACAAGACGAAUUGAAGAACGCGUGUUUUCUCGCAAGCGGCAUCGCCUGCGCACCCACGAACCAUACCGUUCAUGCUUGUUGAGAGCAAACAUGGAAGUUUACUCUUUCUCUGAGGAAGAGCGAAACUUUGGCGGUGACUGGGAAGAGGAGACACCAGGAGAGGUUUUAUCCGGUAGGCAUGCCGCGGCAGCCUCAAAAUCACUGUGCCCAUCCUUGGCUUCGCAUGACUACGCCCAGCAGUUUCUGAUUGUUUUGGGCUUGCAACAGAAGCGUCUCGAAGAUCUCCAGCAGCAGAGAACCCAUUUGAUUGAGAGAAUUCGUCUCAAUACAAUAUUACGGUCCAAGGAGGCUGCCGCAAAAGCCGAGUCUCUGGCGCGCCUGCUGAAAAGACAGGAGGUCCAAGAUAAGUGGAAAAACGAACGAAAUGAUCAGUUGCGAAACCAAGCCCUGGAGAUGUUGCAUUGGCCGCUCACGGUAGGCAGCCGCCAGGAUGAAAACGAAAAGCGACUGCAGCAGGAAAUAAUGGUGUUGCGGCAGCACAUCCUCCGACAUGCGAAAGCGCCAGCAGGUCUAGCGCUGCGACAUCGCCAAAGCGAAGGUGAAUCUCGUGGAAGCAAAAGGUCCGGGACGAGUCCGCAUUGCUCUGGAGAGCUAGAAACGGUGGAAAAUGUGGAACGACGGAGUGGCUGCCAUUCGCCAGACAACCCGUGCAAUCCCGCAAACAGCGUAACCACCUUUGCUUCGAAUCGUAAUUGUAAGUCGCCUGUGAAGGUGGGAUCCGGCUCUCAUGGAAAAACCGAUGAAGGGCACGGUCACUUGUUGAAGAGGUUCCAUACUCGCUCUGUGACUACCGUAGCAGAAAAUGUAAAUGGUUUCAGUGAGGCCGCAGCGACAAACUUUUUCCCUUCUGCGUUGUCCGCCUCUACCAUGGGCGUCACAUGUCCAAAUGAAAAACAAGUUUCAUCGAAUAGAGAUGAACAGUCUUGCGCUACUGAGGAUGUGAAAGGGCGAGAGAGAUUCUCCAUGCGAGAGCCUGUGCGCCUGAAACUCCUCGCGCUUCAGUAUCAGCAAGAGAUUUCCUGUUUGCAAAGACCGCAAAGAAGCUUGGCGUCGCCAAGAAUGGCGGGAAUGGCGGAAGCAUCGCUGCAGUCACUGUCAUGCCCUUCAUUGAGCGUGUCCCCUGGCGACUGCAGUAGCAGCUCCUCAUCUUGUCAGCGUUUAAUCGUCGACACGGCUACUAAAACGGAGUCGCCUGUUCGCGAACUCCGAGCAGAACAGAAAGAAAAUUCUCCUGUGACAUCCCAGAAAAGACUGGAGGAUUGGAACCAUGCGAGUAGAGAUAAGGACCCUCCAGCAGUCGGAGAACGAAGCUCCCUUGCUUUGUGUUCGGAAACAAAAAGUAAUCGUGAAAGUAUGGCAGCUGCCUGCUGGGAGUUCCUGCCUCCUCAAUCCUCGACUCAACGUGACGGCUUGAAGUGCGAUAACACUAAAUGCACGACACUUUCAAAGUGCAGCGGGUCCCGUAAAGAAGAUCGGCGUUCGGACUGUGUAGAACCGCAAACAAAGUUGAAGAAUCCUCAGCCUUCGCCAAACAAAAAUGCAAUUACUGGAAGCGACACGAGCUGGCCACUCCCUCGUACUCCUAGGGAAACAAGUACGCAUGAUCACUUCCGAAAGCUGGCAUCUACAUCUGAUUUGCCAAUCGAAAAGCCUGUCCUAGCUGUUUCAUCAUCUUCGCUAGGCAUUUCAGCUGAAAAAAGAAAAGGGACAAAGGAUUCCCUGUUCGAAAAGGGGACCAAACAGUGCGCAAUGUCCACACACAGAAAAUUAGAUCCACAAAUACGCGGCACGCCACACAACCUGAGCCAUCGACAACAGUCACCAGCACGGGCUAGCGAAGAGGUGCGCGCUUCAUCUGACUCGCUCCUGGACUUGCAUGCCAAUCACGAAAAUAGUAGAAAAAGUGAUCGCAUCUCUGUCUCUGAGACUGCGAGACAUGAUUCCACUAAUGCUCUUGACAGUGUGGGUCGCUGUAUCGCUAGCGGCCGGAGCAGUCGUGCCGACAAUAUUCGCUACACCCUCCAUGGAGAUCAAGACGAAGUGGAGUUGCUCCUGCAAGGUCUGUGAGGCUCGAGGGAUGAACAUUUCUCACGCGUUUCCAUGCAUCUGGUUGCGGCAUCUAUUCCAAGACGUUAUUGGCACAAAGUGUCUAAAUGUGACCCAAGAGACCCACCCAUGCAUGUCCAUACCAGCGAAACAUUGAACACGGUGUGCCUAUAACGCUGGCGUCCGGAAU